Molecule: messenger RNA, 895 nt
Organism: Cetraspora pellucida
Lineage: Eukaryota; Fungi; Glomeromycota; Glomeromycetes; Diversisporales; Gigasporaceae
Source: the annotation of a GenBank genome assembly
AUGGGAACCAAACUCUUAACAGAUUCUUUAAAAAUAUCUAAGAUGCUUAAAGAUAUGAUUAAUAUACUUGCAACAAAAUGCAAUAUAAAAAAAGAUGUUUUAAGAAAGUUACAAAUAACUGAGAUUCUCCAAGAAGCGAAUAUGAUGCAAGUAAUUACUAUAGAUCUUCUAAUGAAAUAUGUUACUUACAUCUAUCGUCAAAAAUUUUAUAAAGUUCCUAGUCAUUUAAACAAAUAUCAACCACUUGAAUUCAUUAUAAUAGAGAUUUCCAAGCUUAUAGCAGAGAAUAAUGAACUUAAAAAGAAGAAGGCUGAAUUCUUGGCUAAGGAAGCAGGACUUAUAGCUAGAAUUGUAGAAUUAGAAUGCAUGACAAAAGAAAAUAUUAAGCAUAAAGCUGAAGGAGUAUCUUUUGCAGAAGAUAUCACACAGUCUCAAGCAUGUUCACCAUUGAUGGUUUUCACUAUUAUGGCUGAAAGUAAAGCUACAGAGCAAACACAAGUCUCUUAUAGUGCAAGAGAAAUUUCUAGCCUUACUAAUGCACAAAUUCAGAAUAUUACUCACAAAGUAAGGGCACUUAUGUGUUUAAAUCAGGUGAAUUCAAAAACUGUUCCCUUGGUGAAUGAUCAAACCAAGAAAAUUUUGCCUAAAACAGAAACUAAGGUAAGUAUGACUACUAAAUCGAUUUCUUUAAAUUCAUUCCAAAAAAAUAAUCAAGAUGAGUCAAAAGCUCAAAACUCUGCUUUCUCAAAAUUACCAGAAGCUGAAGUAAUUGGGGGUAAUGCUAUCAUUAGUCUUGAAGGUAGUAGUAUUGUUAGUCUUGGAGGUGGUAGCAUUGUUGGUCUUAGGAGUGAUGCUAUCUUUAGUGCUCAUUUUAUAGUUUUAAAUAAAAAAUAUA